Messenger RNA from Cygnus olor (mute swan), 5677 nucleotides. RefSeq names its product telomere repeat binding bouquet formation protein 1 (gene TERB1). The coding region runs from base 2835 to 5426 and encodes 863 amino acids. Lineage: Eukaryota; Metazoa; Chordata; Aves; Anseriformes; Anatidae. The transcript is spliced from 20 exons. The record is from RefSeq and is a predicted model, not a curated record. Gene Ontology annotation, biological process: homologous chromosome pairing at meiosis; meiotic attachment of telomere to nuclear envelope.
UUUUUUUCAUUAAAGCUGCUAAUCAGGUUGAGGGGGAUGAGUUGCAAAAGGUUGAAGGUGGAUGUAACUGAGGGGAGACCUAGGCAAAGCUGUAGUGCCCUUUACUGAGCCAGUCUGAGGAUGUUAUGGGAAAAGAUUAUGCUCACAAAAGACUUGGUUUGUUUCAGCAGUAUUUAUCUAGCACAAGAUGGUUUCUCCCCCCCACUUUGUGUCUGGCAAAUGUCAGGUAACAAUUAACCGCAUGCGUUUCAUGGUGUAGUUGUAAUUUCCCAAAUGCUGAGUAUGGAAAGGGAGCCGCAGUGCAAACUGCUCGUCCCCUCUCCUUAGACUAGAACCACGCUAAGGUUCGGGUGGUGCUCAGAGAGGGUUAAGAGGGGCUGUCCGGCUCGCUGCGGCUACGAACGCCAUCUGCCGGUGCUGCCCCGGGGUCUGUGGCGAGCUGCCCACGCCCUUGGGCGGGAAGGGCCCGCGCUGAGGCUGAGGGCGGCCGGCUCCUCGCUCUCCUCAGGCCGCGGCGUGGCGGCCGGGCCGGGCGGCGGGGCCGCCUUCGUGGCUGACAGGGCUUGGUGCCGCCGGUCAGCAGGUAGCGAAUGAACCCCUGCCCUUCUUCCCCACUUCCUGACAGCCCUCCCGCCCUCCAGCCGGCAGAAGAACGCUUCUGCGGUUUCAGCUCUCGUUUGUUUGUUUUAAUCCCGUAUCCUUUUUGUAGUCUCCACUUUUUAUGUUCGGGAUCAUCUGGAGCACUUGUUAUGACUGCUGCUUCAGAGUCGAACUCUGGUAAUGAACCUGAUGAAUCAUACGUGACUUAUUUGAGAGGGAAGAGGAAUGGGGUGAAUUCCCAAACAGCUCUGGAAGACAUCAGAGGCCUGUUAUGGCACGCUGGACAGCGUGUUUCUCAGAAGUUUGUGGUUGCGUCCUUUCCUGGCCUGAGUUCUGAUUGUCACAGGACACUAAUGACCCAGACAGGAUUUGACCAUGGGGUUUUUAAAAGGCAGAGCAGGCCUGAGGCUGGCUGGUGUCACCCGGGUAUGCCUGCGGGGCCCACAUCCAGCAGCCAAGGCCCAGCACUCCGCUAAACUCCUCUCACAGUCCUGCCAUGCGUCAGGUGCUCUGAUGCUGCUGAGCACGCAGAUGAGUACACCAGGGCUUUUUUUAGAUUAUUAUUUUUUUUUUGUUUAGGUUUGAAAGGAUCGUUACUGGGUUAUUCUGUUUUCCUUUAUUUGUGAUGUUUACCAAAAAUCUGCUGCAGCAAACUGUUAUUUAUCUUUGCAGCUUUGCUCCGUGAUGCAACAGCGGAAUCGAACUAUUUGCAUGUUAAUGUAGGCUGGUUUAUAAAUGCUGUUUUCUGUACCUUCUUUAUGUCUUAAAGAUCCAAUUAAGGUUAAAAAAUCCUUUCUAUAGGGUUUUAAAAUCUAUGCUACUUAUAUGAAAGACUAAUUGUAUAAAUGUGUAUUUAAUCCAACUUUACUGAAAUGAAAUUUGCUCCAAAGCGAGCUCAUGUUUGUAGCUUUUCUUUUGUUAAAGAAUUUGCAGGGAGUGCGUAUGGCUGCUCUGGGCUAGCAGGGUGGUGUCAGUAGGGGAAAAAAGAGGUGAGGAAGACUUGUGAGCUUUCUGCUGUUGUGGCAAGACUAGAUUUGCAAGACAGAGAAAUGCAUAUGUAUUAUCAUUUCUGGAAAUGGUAAAGGAAGCUGAAGCCUUUUUACCCUAUCCCUCUCAAAACCCGCUACUGUAAGGAUAUAUAUGGAGCAUUUUAAACUGAUGGAAGUGGGGCAGGAAUGGGGACAAUUGGUAACUCUAAUUGGAAAGCAGGGCUGGCUGUUUUCACUAAGAUGACACUGAUACUUCUUAGAGCCUUUGCUCUACUUUGAGAAGGAUAACUAAUCCAUUAUUAAGCUGAUUUUAUUACUGAUUUAAAGUUUCUACCUGGAGCUAAGUCAUUCUUGAGAUAUUUAAAUAGGUUACUGUGACACUUGCAUUGACCUUUCAUCACAUUUGGGACUUGAAGCAUGGAUAAGGGAAGUGAAAUGGUGUAUUUGAGCACUUGGGCAGACAGUGGAUUUGAGGGUAGAUUUCAGUUCAUCCUAAUACACCAUAGGGUUGUGGCCUGGCAUAAACAGCAAAGGACUGCCAACACGCCUUAACCAUCUUUUUGCUUCCAAGCCUGAAUUUCACUCUGCUGUUCACAUAAAUUGGAAAUGCUGGUAUGCUAGGUUUAUGUAGAAUCAAUGCUGUGGCUUUUUCUGAUUUACGUGUUCUAUUUAAAAUUUCUUUCGUUAAUUAAAAUAAAGUCUUGGUUUAAUAAAUAAUCAGUGUCUUGGUUCCUGUGCAUUCUUGUCUUUGGUUUUGAUCAUUACUGAUAAAGCAAUAUAAUUAUGGUUUAGUGGUUGGCUCACGUAGCAGUGGUAGGAAGUGGAUUGUUUUAUACUGGAUGUCAGAAACUUGCUUAUUUGUCAUUAUCUGGUAAUUGUGCUGCCCCUUCUUGUCUGAUGAUGAAGUUGGUAGCCUCUUGUAAGGAAAAUUUGAGGACAUUUAUUGUGAUCAAUGACAGAGCUAGAUAUAUUUUAAUGCCAGGUACUUUUUGUGGUGACCCACAAUGGCAGCAUGGAAUCACUUUAUUUUUGUAAAAUGUUAACUUUCAAAGCUGCUGACAUACCGCAACUAUAAGUAGCAUCACUAUAAAACAGGAUACUUCCAAAGGAAACCUUCACCAUGCAAGGCUAUAUUAAAUUGUUUGUGUGUCAGGUAAUAAUGUAAAACUUGAAAGCUGUUAAAGGGUGUAAUUUAAGAAAAAAUAUUUAACUUAUAUUCCAUAUGUAACUUAUAUUCCAUAUGUUAUGGAAACUGCUGAUCUAAACAAAAAGCAAAUGCUUUUUCCUUGCCAUUGUAGAACAAGAACAGGGGUACAACCUAAAAUGGAAAAUCGAAACGUGCAGAAAACACUGUGUGAUAUGAAAACAGAUCUGAACUUACUGCUUGAAUGCCUUAAAUACCAGAUGGACUGCCCUUUAUCUCAGAAAGAGGCUUUGAUCACUAUUUAUUCAAUUUGUCAACAAAACAGUGAAGCAAGUGAAUAUUUUCGAGAAAUUGGUGGUUUGAGGUUUAUAAAUGAUCUUGCAAAGUCAAGUGUCCAUUGCAUAGUAAAGGAAGCAGCUUUAUUUACGUUAGGAAUUAUAAUAGAGAGUAAUGUUUACUGUCAACAAUCUUUAUGUACUUCUGCAUUGUUUGAGGACCUCAUUUUAUUUUUAAUUAAUAAGGAUUCUGGUGUGAACUUGAAAAGAACGUCUGUUUAUGUCAUCUUAGUACUGGUUUCAAAUAACAAAUAUGGGCAAACUUACGUCAGAGAAACAGGCUGCAUUGGUCUUCUGCUACAGUUAUUCAGAACAACUCUUUCCACAUCUGAGAUGAAUCUGUCAGAUGAAAAUACUUAUCAGUGCUAUCAGCUGUGGUCUUCAGUCUGCAGUACUCUCUGUGCCUGCGUUAACAAUCCUCAGAACGAAGAUAAUCAAAGCAUUUGCUGUGCAGUUUUUCCAUAUGCAAAAGAAUGGCUAGAAAGUUGCACAGAGCCUGAGAUAGUUCGUCCUAUUUGUUCGUUUGUUGGCCUCACAGUUGCAAAUAACUCCACUGUGCAGAAAUACUUUGUUUCUGUUGGAGGACUGGAUACCUUAGCUAAAGUUCUCAUCAAGUUGAUGCAUGAUUCCUGUAUGAGUCACUCCAGCACAAAACUUGCAGUAGUAGUAACAAAGACUCUGGAUGCCUGCAUUGCUAAUGACUCUGCCAUGGGUGGUGCUUUGGCGAAGUAUCACACUGUGUCAGAGCUACUGAACCUGCUGUCUAAUGACACUUUGGAUACAGGAGAAAAAAUUAGUAUUAUUCUAACAAUUGGACAUUGUACUGAGGUUUGUGAAGAAAAUCAAUAUGAACUGCUUAAGAACAAUGGUCUUCCACUUAUGAUUCAGGUACUAACUGAGUCUCAAGACGAGGAACUAAACAAAGCUGCUACUUUUGUGCUGCAAAACUGCAAACAAAUGACUGAACAAUUGUCCCUGAAAAUCAAUGAGAGUUCAUUAAAUGAGAAGAAUGCAGAUGAGUUGGAAGCAGACGUGCAAAUCAGAGAAAGAAGUCUACAGGACUACUGGAAGAAAGCAAAAGAAAUUUUACACAGAAUAAAAUUGAUUGAAAAAGAACAUGAUGAGGAAAGAAUGCAAGGAAGAGUAUUUGUUGAUAGACCUUCAGAAAACAGUGUUGAAGCACCAAAAUACCCCAAAGUGAAUCCUAGUGGUCCAGAAACAUAUAUAGAAAGAACACAUAAAGAAAUACGUUAUCCACGAUUAACGUCUAAUUUGGAUGGUCCGGUUCUUGCUCUAGCUGUGAAUUCUCCCCUGAAAAAUGAAACAGUGAAUGCUAUGAAUCCAGUAAACACUUCUACUAGAAAAAGUGAACAGAAUGAUAUUCCACGGCCAGUUUAUGAAGAGCAGACAGACAGUGUACUUCAAAGUCAUCGUAAGUCGAGUGAAAAGGAAGGUUGUGAAAAAAGGCAGUCUGUUCUUCAAGUACAGAAAGGCUCAUUUAAACAACCAGCAAAGACUGUUAGAAAUAUGAAACAGGCGUGCACAUCAGACCACCAUUCAUUCUCAUCAGAGAUAACCAAGGAAGAAAAAAGUACCUUGACUACAACUGCAUCCCUUAAAAUGACAGAUUUAAGGUGUUUAGGUUGUACAACAGCAGGUCUGUCAUUCAAUAGUAAAACUUUUAGCAAGAUGCUGCGAAGUUGUCCAUACCUAUGCUAUCAUCACAAAGUCAUUCUGGAAGCUGAAGAAAGAUAUAAAAAGGAACUUAAGAAGUUGCCUGUUUCUAAUAACAGUAGAUAUGCAGCUUAUGAGAAAAUACUGCUGACCCCAAUAAAGAAAGGAAAAUCGCAUACAGAGACAUCAACUUAUAAGAGCAAAAAGGAUAAUUUCCAAAGUAUUCUUUUGACUCCGAUUAGAAAAAACAAAUCUGAUACUUCCCAUAGAGAUGAACAUGAUAAAAAUACUCAGUUACCUGAAGAAUAUAACUUGCUACCAACAUAUGAAAAGUCUUUCCAAAAAAACCAGGAUGCUAACUUGAAGAGACAAUGUGUGAAAGAAAAGCACAGCCAGGAAUGUCAACAGUUAAAAGAAAAUUGUAUAUAUUCACUUGACGAAGAUGAGAACAAUGAGAGAGGCUCCCUGGAUAUAAACAUGAGAACUUUAAACAAGAAAAGAAGAAUCCGAAAAGAUUUCACAGAUGAAGAAAUUAAUUAUCUUUUAACUGGAGUAAAAGAAAUGGGUCAUCACUGGAAUUUGAUUUUGUGGUCCUAUCCAUUUCAGAAAGGACGGACAAACGUUGAUCUUUCCAGCAAAUACUACAAGUUGCAGAGGCAGGAAAAAAGCAAAAGUCAUCAAUAACAUCUUUCAAGAAUAUUUUCAAUUUUGAUGCGGAAAGUUGAAGAACAGCUUUAUUAACAGAGAGGUAUUACCACAAUGAUACAAGCCUUUUGAGAAUUUAGAUUGGUUUGAACUCAUGUUUUUCACUGCUAACAUUCAUUUACAGAAAUUGUUAUGCUUUGCAAAUUUCACUUAAAUGUAAUUAUUAAAAGAACAAAACUAAAAUAGCUACUAAAAUAGUCUUUACCAAUAAAAGUUACUUUUUUAAAAAA